Molecule: messenger RNA, 1653 nt
Organism: Danio rerio (zebrafish)
Lineage: Eukaryota; Metazoa; Chordata; Actinopteri; Cypriniformes; Danionidae
Gene: slc2a15a
Product: solute carrier family 2 member 15a
Biological process (GO): transmembrane transport
Cellular component (GO): membrane; plasma membrane
Molecular function (GO): D-glucose transmembrane transporter activity; transmembrane transporter activity
Source: RefSeq, marked provisional
GCACUAACAGACGGCCAGUAGUAACUAACUAAACUUAAUACUUUUUUUUGUCAGGAAGCCUUGUAACUUUUAAAGAACUUUAAAAUGGCCGAAGAAGUGUUAAUUAUGAGUUCAGGCAAAAUAACAUCGCAUCUUACCUCAUCUCUGCUGGCAGUGGCUUUCCUUACCUCGUUUGGUAGCUCAAUGCUCUAUGGAUACAACUUAGCUGUGGUCAACUCUCCUGCUGGGUACAUUAAAGAGUUCUAUAACCGUACAGUGGUAAGUCGGAAUGGAACUGGACUGAACGAGGAGGCCCUGACGCUCAUGUAUUCCCUCACCGUUUCUGUGUUUGCGAUUGGAGGCUUGAUUGGCUCUUUAAUGGUGGGCACACUGGUCACCAGAUUUGGAAGGAAAGGAACAGUGGUCAACUCCACUGCACUGGUGUUUUUGGCGGCGACACUCAUGGGGUUCAGCAGAAUCUGUAGCUCACCUGAAAUGGUCAUCUUUGGCCGUUUUGUGACAGGAAUACAUUCAGGUAUCUCUCUCAGUGUGGUGCCCAUGUACCUGGGAGAGAUCGCUCCUAAAAACCUGAGAGGCUUCUUGGGGCUCAUGCCCAGCAUUUUCAUUUGCGCUGGGGUUUUCUUAGCUCAAGUUCUGGGCCUGCAUGAACUUUUGGGAAAGGAGGAGCACUGGCCUUUGUUUCUUUCUCUUGUGGUUGUCCCCACCUUUAUCCAGCUGAUGCUCUUACCGUGGUUUCCAGAAAGUCCUCGCUACCUGUUGAUUGAGAAGCAUAAUGUUCACGCUACUAUCACUGCAUUGAAAUGGUACAGAGCCAAAUGCAACAUCCAGGCAGAGAUAGAGGAGAUGCAGGAGGAGCAGCGCUCUCUGUCCUCAGUAGACACCAUAUCUGUUUGGCAGCUGAUAUUGGACCACACUGUUCGCUGGCAGGUCCUGUCUGUGGUGGUCAUCAACAUUGGCAUGCAGCUGUCUGGAAUUGAUGCGAUUUGGUUUUACACCAACGACAUCUUUCAGAAUGCUGGAAUCCCGGCCCCUGAGAUCCAGUACACCACUGUUGGAACUGGAGCUAUAGAGAUUGUUGCAGGCCUCAUAGGGUGUUUCACUAUUGAGCGUCUUGGACGAAGACCUUUGAUAAUUGGAGGUUUUGGUGUCAUGGGAAUGUGUUGUGCUGGGAUAACGUUAUCUCUUAUUCUUCAAACACAUGUUCCUUUCAUGAAAUAUGUGAGUGUGGGCUGUGUGGUUGGGAUUAUUGCUGGAUUCUGCAUUGGGCCUGCGGGAGUUCCGUUCCUGAUCACGGCUGAGCUUUUUAAGCAAUCCCACCGUCCCGCUGCUUAUACUGUUGGAGGAUCUCUUAACUGGAUGUCCAACUUCACCAUUGGCUUCAUCUUUCCAUUCCUUCAGAUGUCUGCUGGGUCCUACUGCUAUCUGGUUUUCUGCGCCGUGUGUCUUUCAGUGGCCAUCUACGUGUACAUUAUCAUUCCAGAGACAAAAAAUAAGACGUUUGUGGAGAUUAGUCAGAUGUUUGCUACUAAAGAGGCUGUGGAAGAGAGUCAGGCCCUCACUCACCCAGACCAGCUCAAACUGAAGAAGAUGAAUGGAUACGGCACACUAGAGAAUGGUUCGCUUGAAUUCGAUAGCUCUUCCUCCUGUCCUUAA